Messenger RNA from Globicephala melas (long-finned pilot whale), 2482 nucleotides. RefSeq names its product UDP-N-acetylglucosamine pyrophosphorylase 1 (gene UAP1). The record is from RefSeq and is a predicted model, not a curated record. Gene Ontology annotation, molecular function: UDP-N-acetylglucosamine diphosphorylase activity. Lineage: Eukaryota; Metazoa; Chordata; Mammalia; Artiodactyla; Delphinidae. Gene Ontology annotation, biological process: UDP-N-acetylglucosamine biosynthetic process.
CACGCCGAGGAGCGCGCUGCCCACCCACACUGCUCCCGUGUGGCCCGCAGCGCUUCUCAGCCUCGGCGACCCCGCUGGGAGUGCUGGCAUGAGGGCGCCCACAUGGGCAGUGUCUGCAAUCAAGGGUUUGUCAAGAGGUUGGGAGUGGAGCCUCGCCUGGACCCGGGAUGGGGGCCUUGAGGUUCUCAGGCUAGGGCCUUGUGGACAGUUUUGCCAAGCUUGGGGGGCCUACAGUGGGGACAAGUCGUUGGAACUGUGCGGUGGGAGUGAGUUGGGGUGUCCUGAGUAUAUGAGGAAAAGACUCUGAAAGCGUUGAUGGUUUACAGGUGCAGAAAUUACACCCCAGUUAUCACAAAACUUGGCUACCAGAGCAUUAUGAAUGUUAAUGACCUCAAACUCAGGUUGUCCAAAGCUGGGCAAGAACAUCUAUUGCAGUUCUGGAAUGAGCUGGAAGAAGCCCAACAGGUAGAACUUUUCACAGAGCUCCAGGCCAUGAACUUUGAGGAGCUGAACUUCUUUUUCCAAAAGGCCAUUGAAGGAUUUAACCAUUCUUCCCAGCCAGAGAAAGUGGACUCACGGAUGGAAGCUGUCCCUCGAGAGGUGUUGGGCAGUGCUACCAGGGAUCACGAUCAGCUGCAGGCCUGGGAAAGUGAAGGACUUUUCCAGAUUUCUCAGAACAAAGUAGCAGUUCUUCUUCUAGCUGGUGGGCAGGGGACAAGACUUGGUGUUGCAUAUCCCAAGGGGAUGUAUGAUGUUGGUUUGCCAUCCCAUAAGACACUUUUUCAGAUUCAAGCAGAGCGUAUCCUGAAGCUUCAACAGUUAGCUGAAAAAUAUCAUGGCAACAAAUGCAUCAUUCCGUGGUAUAUAAUGACCAGUGGCAGAACAAUGGAAUCUACAAAGGAAUUCUUCACAAAGCACAAGUACUUUGGUUUAAAAAAAGAGAAUGUAAUCUUUUUUCAGCAGGGAAUGCUGCCUGCUAUGAGUUUUGAUGGGAAAAUUAUUUUGGAAGAGAAGAACAAGGUUUCUAUGGCUCCAGAUGGGAAUGGUGGUCUUUAUCGGGCUCUUGCAGCCCAGAACAUUGUGGAGGAUAUGGAGCAAAGAGGCAUUUGGAGCAUUCAUGUCUAUUGUGUUGACAACAUAUUAGUAAAAGUGGCAGACCCACGGUUCAUUGGAUUUUGCAUUCAGAAAGGAGCAGACUGUGGAGCAAAGGUGGUAGAGAAAACGAACCCUACAGAACCAGUUGGAGUGGUUUGCCAAGUGGAUGGAGUAUACCAGGUGGUGGAAUAUAGUGAGAUUUCUCUGUCUACGGCUCAAAAACGAAGCUCAGAUGGACGACUGCUGUUCAAUGCGGGGAACAUUGCCAACCAUUUCUUCACUGUACCGUUUCUGAGAGAUGUUGUCAAUAUUUAUGAACCUCAGUUGCAGCACCAUGUGGCUCAAAAGAAGAUUCCAUAUGUGGAUUCCCAGGGGCAGUUAAUUAAGCCAGACAAACCAAAUGGAAUAAAGAUGGAAAAAUUUGUCUUUGACAUCUUCCAGUUUGCAAAGAAGUUUGUGGUGUAUGAAGUAUUACGGGAAGAUGAGUUUUCCCCACUGAAGAAUGCAGACAGUCAGAACGGGAAGGACAACCCCACUACUGCAAGGCAUGCUUUGAUGUCCCUCCAUCAUUGCUGGGUCCUCAAUGCCGGGGGCCACUUCAUAGAUGAAAAUGGCUCUCGCCUCCCAGCAAUUCCGCGGAUUUUAGAAUUAAAAAAAAAAAGAAGAUCCUUGGAGCUAUUCAAAUGUGAGAUAAACAGUGCUACAAAUGGAAAGUCAGAGACCAUCACAGCUGAUGUCAAUCACAACUUGAAGGAUGCCAAUGAUGUACCAAUACAAUGUGAAAUCUCUCCUCUUAUCUCCUAUGCUGGAGAAGGACUAGAAAGUUAUGUGGCAGAUAAAGAAUUCCACGCACCUUUAAUCAUUGAUGAGAAUGGAGUCCAUGAGCUGGUGAAGAAUGGUAUAUGAGCCAGAUACCAAGUUCCACCACAAUAAGAAUAGCUUUUAUUUUUGAUAGACCGACUGUGAACCUACAGGACCUCUCCCGGAAUACUCAGUUUUCAAUAUCCACAGGCUUUCAUUUUAAUUGUUGAACUCUCGUAACUACUACAUAUUCCCCAAGAUCCAGAUGACUGAACUUCAGAAAGUGUUUUUAUGAUUCUCAACUGAUUGAAGGUCUUAUUUAUAUUUUUCAAUUGUAUACUUUUUUUUCCAAGCUAAGGAAAACAUUGGCCAUCUAGGAAAUUUCCUACAGCUUAUGUGUAGUCAGGGUGUUCAACAUCACUUUACUUGGAGCUGGCAGCAUUUGUUUUUGAAGUUGUACAUAGUAAUAAUAUGUCGUUGUACAUGUUGAAAGGUUUCUAUGGUACUAAAAGUUUGUUUUAUUUUAUCAAAAAUUAAAUUUUUUUAAGAAAAUGAUUGGACAAUAAAAUGAACUUUUCUUCUUGUC